AGUUCUAUUUCAACCAUGAAAGAAACCAGAAUUAUUCUUGAAUCUUGGAAGAGAAAACUCGUCGAUAAGAAUGAUAAAAUGAUUGAAACGGACCGUCCGUUGACGUCAGGGGUAGAAAUGGCGGAAGAUUAUAUAAAUGGAAAUACAGAAAUAAAAAGCAAAAGUGGAAACUUAAAAUUUAGACAUAGAUGGGGUCCAUCACACAAUGGAGCAAAGGAGCUUGCUAACCUCUAUACAAUUGGUAAACGAAAUCAGGAGCUUGUCGCGAUAACAAUAUCUUGCUUUCUUUUCUUUCUUGAUUCAGUAAUCCUGCUUUAUUCAAUUAAUAGAAUUGAUCCUUGCACUGUACUACUGGCAUGUAUUUCUGGUAUGGGAGCCGCAGACUUCCUUUCUGGAUUGGUUCAUUGGUUGGCUGACACCUGGGGCAGUGUUGAAAUACCGCUGUUCGGCAAGAAUUGUAUUCGACCUUUUCGAGAACACCACAUUGAUCCAACUUCAAUUAUUAGACAUGAUUUUGUGGAGACAAAUGGAGAUAAUCUAACCUUAGCAAUACCACUUCUAACCUAUGUAACCUUCAUUCUACUGUCCUCAACUCCCUCCCAGGUGUCAGAAGAUAGCUUCAAAAUUUAUUUCUUAUUUCUUUUAACAAUAUUCGUUGCUCUUACAAAUCAGAUUCAUAAAUGGUCACACACAUAUUUUGGUCUUCCUGCUUCGGUCAAGCUUUUACAGAAUGCACACAUAAUACUACCCCGAAAACAUCAUAGGAUUCAUCAUGUGUCACCUCAUGAAACAUACUAUUGCAUCACGACAGGCUGGCUAAACUGGCCACUAGAGAAAAUAGGGUUUUGGCGUAGACUAGAGUCUGUGGUUAUCCGAUUUACUGGAUGUAAGCCUAGAUCUGAUGAUCUGAAAUGGAGAGAGAAAAAUCAUAAAAAUUAAACUUUCAAGAAAAUAAAAUAUUAUAAAAUAAAACAAUAAAGAUAUUACAAAAUCUUCGUCCAUGACUAAAUUUGUAAGUAAUCGUCACUGUUAAAAAUCUUGGAUAAUUGAUAGUUACAAAAAAACCAGUUUUUGUAUCCUUUAUUAUAUUUGUAUAGAAGUAUGUUGUAUAGACAGAAGUAUUUGCUAUAAGUGCAUAUCUGUAUUUCCUGACUUUCUAUUUUUGAUAUGGUUCAACUAAAUUUUACUAGUUAAAUACUUAUUACUUGUUAAAAUACCAUAUCUGUCAUCAUAGCCUAUCCCGUCAUGAGGCAAAAUUUUAAAACUAAUAAAAGAUUGCGAAAAUAUCUAAUGGUGCUUGAGUUUUUUGUAUUAUGAUUCUUUAAAUAAAAAAAAUUGCAGGAAAGAUUCAUGUUUUAUCCCCAAGAGAUAACGAGUCUUUAUCCAAACAUCCUAGAGACAUUGUGGUAUUAACUUCGUUAUGCUCGGGUAAUAGCCUCUGAAAGAGAAAAGUGUUACGGUUUUUAAAACCCUUUUA
Eurytemora carolleeae is the source of this 1477-nucleotide messenger RNA. RefSeq names its product transmembrane protein 189 (gene Kua). The record is from RefSeq and is a predicted model, not a curated record. Gene Ontology annotation, molecular function: oxidoreductase activity. Bases 16 to 939 code for a protein of 307 amino acids. The transcript is spliced from 12 exons. NCBI's taxonomy places the organism in Eukaryota, Metazoa, Arthropoda, Copepoda, Calanoida, Temoridae.